This is a messenger RNA of Periconia digitata, 1213 nucleotides long. The record is from the annotation of a GenBank genome assembly. Lineage: Eukaryota; Fungi; Ascomycota; Dothideomycetes; Pleosporales; Periconiaceae.
UACUCUUUAUACUAGACAGGCCACGAAAAUAAUGCCUCCGACUCCAAAGCAAAACCCCCCUGAUCCACACAACACUACAACAACUUACAACGCCCUUCCCCCUAACCACACACAUAACCUCCUACAAGAGCACACCACUUCACCCACCCCAACCCCAUCAUUCAUCACGAAAAUAAGCUCAGCAUCAUCUCCACCAAAGAAGCGAAGCCUCUCUACCAUCACCGACUCCUCCACCAACGACGAUGAACCCUUAAACCCCCCAAAACGACUCAAAACAACAAGCGAGAGCCAUAGUCUAGUAACUCCAGAUGGGUCAUUAAUCUAUGCCUCCAGUAUCGCCCGGUACAUGGCUUCGCGGCCACUCACUGGAUUCAGGAGAACAGCAGCGCAAGCGGUAGGACAACGAAAACGAAAACGCAAUACCUCUUCUAGAACUGCGGAAUCGUGGGCGAUGGGAUCGCACAUGCAGACUCCCCGACGCUCGAGAGGUGACACUGAUGUAGUGCCUGAUAUACCAGUUUCUAGCACGGGUUCUGCAGGAUCGCUAGAUGGAGAUUUACUACGAUCUCCUUACAUAACACUAUCGCCCGGCUCAUCUACUCAUCCCAAAUUCCCUGAAUCUUCGUCGGGCAUGAAGACUGAAGACCAAACGCCGAAUACGAUAGCAAAGCUACCAAACACCGAAAACAACAACCAAAUACCUUCAACUCCCCUUCUAUCCUCCUCUUUGGCCACCGAAUUCCAAAUCCCUGCUCUUUCAGUCGAUCAGCCUCGCCCUCACGCUCACAGUUCACCUUGCGGUUCCUUGGAUGAACACAAUAUCCCCUCCCGCAUAAACACUCCAUCACCACUACCCGUCGCCAUCAACCUAAUACAGCCCCAACGCCUACAAUAUCUAAUAAACUGCUUCAAGAGUUUAACACGUCUUCUUCUUCAUUAUUCCCAAUUCCAGCACCACCGCAUUUCUCAGAACCAAGAAAAAGAUGGUAUACUGCAUAAGAUCAAACAGUUAUCACGUCUGACCACGCGCUUGAUGGCUGAGUGGAUGGGGAGAGAAUCGUCAACACCACAUCGACAUCACCGCUAUCUUCAUCAUCGCGGGGAUCUGGGAUUCGUCGAGGGAGGAAAAGAGGGCGUACUCGAGGAUGGGGAUGUGGGAUUGGGUACAACUGAAGAAGAUAUAACUGGGGAAGAAGAGGCAGAGCUGUUUUAG